Molecule: messenger RNA, 3010 nt
Organism: Paramacrobiotus metropolitanus
Lineage: Eukaryota; Metazoa; Tardigrada; Eutardigrada; Parachela; Macrobiotidae
Product: voltage-gated potassium channel subunit beta-3-like
Biological process (GO): regulation of potassium ion transmembrane transport
Cellular component (GO): voltage-gated potassium channel complex
Molecular function (GO): potassium channel regulator activity; transmembrane transporter binding
Source: RefSeq, a predicted model, not a curated record
CUACAUUCUACACACACUCGCACACAACCGGCAGUGUGAUUACAGAGAGAUGCUUGCCUGCACCUUCGACUGUAUCCGCGAAUCGGUGGCGGCGCGCCCGUUCCCGUCUCCGUCUGGCUACGCUGCACCCAACGCGGCAAAAUUCAUCGGGAUCGGUUUCACGGGCGUUUCUCUCUAGAUCCAUGCUGGAAAAGCAGUCCAUGCAACACCGCCUCAGCCGACUACGGAAAUGGGCGGCCUAAUUACACAGAACAUUUCGUCUAAAUUGGCCGAUGCUGGUGCUGUUCCCAUGACAGAGGCCGCGUUCCCGCGUUGGACGUCAAUGCUGAUCCGUUGGCGCAAAAACUCCGUCGCCCGUACCUCGCCUGUUUCCUGUUGUAUCAUCUUCCCGACUUCGGUCACCAAACGAGAAGCAUCCGGUCCGAGUGGUCCAAGUGUUUCGACGCCAAAUGCGCGGAACAGGUAAUCUCGAGUGAGUUCCCGAUACUUCGCCACUUUAUCCUGCUCUGCGCGCGCCGCAGCUGCUCCCGCUUGCUUCGAUGUUGCCGCGAUGUGCGACAAAGCUACCGUGCACACACAUGUGGCGUCCCAGGUCAACAUCUUUCCUCUUUCCCAUGGGACCAAAGUCACUCCGUCGGGGCGCUUGCCAUUGGUUAGGCAAGUACCCGGUGGUUCCAGUUCCGUUUCAAUACCGGCGGAAGCAAAGGCGCGCUUUAAAGUGACAGUGAUGCAGCUGUGCCUGGGCUUCCGGCCCCGGCUUUUUUUACAACUCAGGCCAUGGUAUCCUCGCGCAUCGGCCCAUUCACCACAAUUGCAACGGUGUGGAAUGGUGACUGGUACGCCGAGACGCAGGCCGACAGCAAUUCUAAGUGUGGUGUCGUUUAGGAAGUUACCGAGGGAUGCGGCUGGAAGUGCUUCCAGCCAUGCGCCAUUAUCCUUAGUGCUCACACCUCGAAGAGGGGCUUCACUUGACAUGUCUGACUGAGCUGCCGCCAGGAGGGUUUCCACCGUGCCGUGGAUGAUCGGUUCAUCCCAAAUCUUCUGGUGUUUUCUGGUUUCGAAGGCCGGAAGAUCCGCUUUGGUCAUUUGUUGCCACUCUUCUGCGGCGCCGCAACAAUAAAUUUCCGGGAGUCUGGGAAAUUCCGGUUUACGGAUUUCCCGUAUCAGCCUGGGCAUGGGGCCGGGAUUGGGAUUGGCGCUGCAGUACGCGCAGAUGCAGUUCUUACAGACCGGAACCCUGGCGCCGGUCGUACCGCGCUCAUCAUCCUCCACCAUCACGAUGCCCGGCAACGCUGCCGGCGGGGUCAAUAUGAUCGGACUGCAGCUGCAGCUGUCGCAGCCGCAAUCCCCUUCCAACACCAGUACCAGCGUAUCAUUAGUCAACGCCAUCAGCCAGAGUUCCAUCAAGCGCUACUCCGCUGACAACAACAACAAUAACCGUAGCCGCGCCAACACCACCCGCACCGGCAUCCAAGCACUGUACAGCCGCUGCGGAGGAGAUUGUGGAGCAGAUCGCGUCAGUCUGGCCUAUGAGUUCGGGGUCAACUAUUUUGACGAUGCCGACAGUCAGACCAAUGGAACGCCGGGUGUGACGACUGCACUUCCGGUUGGCAGUAUACGCAGACGACUCGGAAUGAUAAACUGAAUGCACUGGACGUUUUCUGUUGAAGAACGGAAACACUUUUGGGAAAAGUCCUCAAAAAGAAGAAAUGGAGACGCUCAUUACGUCAUAACGACAAAAAUCUGCCGCACGGGAACGGCCGAAACCGAGAAAUGACUUUCCCGGAAACACGUGGUGGAAUCCUUGCAAGCUAGCCUGGAACGGCUUGGGUUGGCCUAUGUAGAUGUCGUAUUCGCUUGCUGUCGCGAUAACUGCACUCCCAUGGAAGAAAUUGUGCGCGCUUUUUCGUGGGUGAUCGAAAAAGGAUGGGCCUUCUACUGGGCGACAGCCAACUGGAGCCAAGCGGAAAUCAUGGAAGCUAAUCUCACACCGCCGCUGGCUGACCAGUGUAAAUACAAUGUGUUUCGCCGGGAGCCGGUGGAAUUGGUGAUCCCGGAGCUUUUAUGCGGAAUAGGAUGCGGCAGUAUUACAUAUUCCCCAUUGGCCAACGGUCUAAUUGUGGGAGAUUACGAGAUGGACGACACUACAUCCAGUUCGUUGGCCAUGCAGCGCUGGGCCUUACUGGAACGCGACACCUCCAUCAUCGAGCGGGAACGUCGCAACAGCGAAGUGACCUUACACCUGCAUAAAAUCAAAUACCUGCGCCCCAUCGCCGAUCAGAUCGGGUGUUCCCUCAGUCAGCUGGCGAUUGCCUGGUGUCUGCGCACCGAACUGGUGCAGUCGGUGCUGAUCAGUCCCAGUUCGUUGGAGCAGCUGCGGGAUCAUCUGCUGGCGCUGUCGGUGCUGGAUAAGCUGACACCGGCAGUGUUGGCUGUCAUGGAGAAAGUGCUGGGCAAUCAGCCGAUGCUGGGACUGGCUAAGAACAAGAAUGCCACGAAGCCGGGUCAACAGGAUAAGCGACGUCGUUGGUCAAUUCAUCGAAAAAGCGUCACUUCAUCGCCGCGACUGAGCAUCAGCCAUGCCGGAAAUCCUUAUGAAGGACGCAUCGGAUACAGAAAAUCCAUAGACUAUUCCUAUGAUCGGAGACCUUCGCACAUUUAAAACAAAGCCUUGGGAAAUAUAAAAAAUCUCUUGCCAAAGAUCUUAGAAAAUAUUUUUGUGAAGAUUAUACGGCUGUCCGCCUAACUUUUCUCUAAUAAUUUCGAAGCAACCAAGACGCUUCGAUGAGCUUCCAAGAUGAUCUUUAUUUACGGACAAAUUCACAGAACAUGUAUAUUCCUGUUGGAAAUAUCAUUCCUAAGUAGCCAAAUUUUAUUUUUUUGUAGCACUAAUAUAAUUUGUUUUGAUCAUGCAGGUAGGUGCGGAGUGCUGACGCUGUAACAUAACUUUGUCAAGAUGUUGCGCUAUCUGAUUUGCUACGAGCUGAAGAAAUAAAAUUAAAAAACACAU